AUAAGGGUAUGCGUUUUGUAACGUUGUCUCGUGACGCUCAAGCUGAAUUAACGUACAUUUCGCUCCCUGUGCGAAACAACGGCGAAACGGCGGCGGAAGGGUUAAUGCAACGAGGAGGCCGUGCCUUUGAAAACACCCCCUUUGUGAAACGCGUUUAAGGACACCGACUAAUGUCGACGAGCCAUUGGGGCUAGUAGCCACAUCCAGCGACGUUUUAGCCUGCCGCACCGUUUCCCUGACCCUCGCGGAAGAAAAAGAAAAAAAAGAUGGCGACCCUCAAAGCAUUUUGCAGAGGAGAAAGUUUACUUCUGAAAAACCUCGCGCGUCAUUGCGGGGCCAGAUUUAACUUCGCUAGUCAGCUGCUCAGCAAGACUUGCGGCUGCUACUUUUCCACCUCCAGCGUUAGAGGUUCACAGUUCUACUCGGAUCCAACGGACGCCAUAAAGGAUAUUCCUAAUGGAGCUACAAUUCUGGUUGGAGGUUUUGGGUUAUGUGGUAUCCCAGAGAAUCUGAUCAACAGUUUGCUGAAGACUGGGGUAAAGGGUCUAACUGCAGUCAGCAACAAUGCAGGCGUGGAUAACUUUGGCCUGGGCCUGUUGCUGCAGACCAAGCAGAUCAAAAGGAUGAUUUCCUCGUAUGUCGGAGAGAACGCCGAGUUUGAGAGGCAGUAUUUGUCCGGAGAGCUGGAAGUGGAGCUAACGCCGCAGGGGACUCUUGCAGAGAGGAUCAGGGCAGGAGGUGCUGGGGUUCCAGCCUUCUUCACACCCACCGGUUAUGGCACUCUGAUCCAAGAAGGAGGCUCUCCUAUUAAGUACAACAAAGAUGGCAGCAUUGCUAUUGCUAGCGAGGAGCGAGAGGUGCGGGAGUUCAAUGGCAGGCACUAUAUUAUGGAAAAAGCCAUCACUGGGGAUUUUGCGCUGAUCAAGGCGUGGAAAGCAGACAAGGCAGGCAACAUUGUUUUUAGGAAGACAGCCAGAAACUUCAACCAGCCCAUGUGCAAAGCAGCCAAAACAACCAUUGUUGAGGUGGAGGAGGUGGUAGAUGUUGGGACGUUUGCUGCAGAAGACAUACACAUACCCAGCAUUUACGUCCACAGGAUUGUUCAAGGGGCCAGCUACGAGAAAAGGAUCGAGAAACGCACUGUUAGAAAAGGCCAGGAAGAAAAGCCCAAACCAAAGAAGGAGUCAGACAUUGUUCGGGAAAGGAUCAUUCGCAGGGCAGCCCUGGAGUUUGAAGAUGGGAUGUAUGCUAACCUUGGUAUUGGUAUCCCAAUGCUGGCCAGUAACUUCAUCAAACCAGACAUCACUGUACACCUCCAAAGUGAAAAUGGACUUUUGGGACUGGGGCCCUACCCCAGUGAAAAUGAAGUGGAUGCAGACCUGAUUAAUGCUGGGAAGGAGACUGUCACUGUACUCCCAGGGGCUGCCUAUUUUUCCAGCGAUGAGUCAUUUGCUAUGAUCCGAGGGGGUCACAUCAACCUCACCAUGCUCGGAGCCAUGCAGGUGUCAAAACAUGGAGAUCUAGCCAACUGGAUGAUCCCUGGUAAAAUGGUGAAGGGGAUGGGCGGAGCCAUGGAUUUAGUCGCUAGUGCUGGAACUAAGGUCGUGGUCACCAUGGAGCACUCGGCUAAGGGAGGAAAACACAAGAUACUGGAGAAGUGCAGCCUGCCUUUGACAGGGAAGCAUUGCGUGGAUCGAAUUAUUACAGAAAAGGCUGUGUUUGAUGUGGAUAAGACAAAAGGUCUGACACUGAUUGAAAUCUGGGAGGGACUCACACCAGAGGACAUCAAGACGUGCACUGGCGCAGAUUUUGAGGUUUCUCCCAACCUGAGGGCCAUGCAGCAGAUUUAGAGGUGUUUCAAUUGGAGAUGAAGAUGUUGUUUGGUUUGUUAUUUACUCUGCGCUUAAGCAGCUGCCUUUAAAACAGGAUGGACUGUGUCAAAUAAGGUUACAACACAUACUUGUCUGGUUCAGUUCUCUGGUAAUGAGUGUACAAAUAUCAGUAAUGACUCAGCAUCUCUGACUAAGGAAUAGGACUCAACUGGAGCCAAUGUGCAUGGUUCCUAUUAUGACGUUAUGUGAAUAUUUCACUGUUCAGGUCAUAAUUUCUAUUUAGAUGUGUGCAGCUGUAAUCAAACCGUCCAUUUUAAACGCUCUUGUUAUGAUCUGUGAUUUAAAUAAAACAUUGCCUUCUUUAAUAUAAUAUCUGCAUAGAGAGCCAAUCACAUUUACUUGUGAGAUCAAAACUUGAUUUUAAUACAACAAACAUUUAAAAUGCAAUGCAAAAGGGUUUUAGGUUGUAUAGUUGUAAAUCAGUAAAGUUGUCCUGCAUCAAUUAACAGAAGCUUUUUAUGUCAUACAUCCACUGUUUGGUCCCAUCUUCAUUUUAUCUAUUGGUAAAAUUUCAUAAAGUGGGUCUAAUUGAAACAUGUUUGCAAUAAUCAGCUCUAGAUACAGAUUGUACAUUUUCUCUGUGACUCAUGUGAUUCAAAUGGAAAAUAAGCCUUAACCUGUUUGUACAUAAAAUGAAAUAAAACCUGGUGUGCAGAAUUAAAAGAAA
This is a messenger RNA of Fundulus heteroclitus (mummichog), 2559 nucleotides long. It is a transcript of the gene oxct1a, whose product is annotated as 3-oxoacid CoA transferase 1a. The transcript has 17 exons. The record is from RefSeq and is a predicted model, not a curated record. Lineage: Eukaryota; Metazoa; Chordata; Actinopteri; Cyprinodontiformes; Fundulidae. Gene Ontology annotation, molecular function: succinyl-CoA:3-oxo-acid CoA-transferase activity. Bases 267 to 1850 code for a protein of 527 amino acids. Gene Ontology annotation, biological process: ketone body catabolic process. Gene Ontology annotation, cellular component: mitochondrion.